This is a messenger RNA of Mercurialis annua (annual mercury), 2002 nucleotides long. RefSeq lists its product as uncharacterized. The transcript is spliced from 6 exons. The record is from RefSeq and is a predicted model, not a curated record. Gene Ontology annotation, molecular function: protein binding. Bases 110 to 1903 code for a protein of 597 amino acids. NCBI's taxonomy places the organism in Eukaryota, Viridiplantae, Streptophyta, Magnoliopsida, Malpighiales, Euphorbiaceae.
UUUAAUGUUGCACUUACCAAAAAUAAAAGACUUUACCUUGCUCCUCAAUCAAUUAAACCUAUUAUAAAGAAUCUAAAAUCAAGAACAACAACAAUUGCAGGUCUCGGAAAUGGAGACCCAAUUGGUGCGUUUAUGCUUAGAAGCAGCUUCUGAAAGUAAGGAUGCUGUUGAAAGAUGGCGGAGACAGCGCCGGAGUUUGCAGAGCCUUCCUUCUCCUCUCGCUGACGAUCUCCUUCGCCGCCUCCAUCUCCGCCGCCUCCUUUACCCUUCUUUGCUCGAAGUUUUCAAACUAAGCGUGGAGGUGGUUGAUCUGAGAGGUGACAAUGCUGUGGAUGCAGAGUGGCUGGCCUAUUUGGGCGCAUUUCGUUACUUGCGUUACUUGAAUCUUGCUGAUUGCCAUAGAAUCACCAGUUCUGCGAUUUGGGCUUUAAGUGGGAUUAGUAAUUUGAGAGAAUUGGACCUUUCAAGAUGUGCCAAGUUUAAUGAUGCUGGUAUCAGGCACCUUCUGUCCAUUUCCACAUUAGAAAUACUGCGCUUUUCAGAAACAGGCGUAACUGCUAACGGGGUUGCACUUCUUUCUUCUCUUAGAAAUUUGUCUGUCUUGGAUUUGGGUGGUUUGCCAGUCACAGAUGAUGUAUUGACUUCUCUCCAGGUUUUAACAAAGCUAGAGUAUCUUGACCUCUGGGGAAGUAACAUAUCUAACAAAGGGGUCGAUGUUCUUCGAUUAUUUCCGAAACUGAGUUUUCUCAGCAUUGGCUGGACUAAUGUUACAAGGUUGCCAUCUAUGCCAUCUCUUGAAAGCUUAAACUUGAGCAACUGCACUAUUGAGUCUAUACUUAAAGGUGAUGGUGAUAAAGCUCCUUUAACUAAACUGAUAUUAUCAGGAGCCAAUUUCUCAAACGAGGCUGAAGCUUUUGCGAACGUAGAACCCAGUUUUCUGUCUUUCUUGGAUGUUUCCAAUUCAUCUAUUCAGGGUUUCUACUUCUUACUUGAUAUGAAAAUGUUGAAAUACUUGGAUCUUAGUCGUAGCAUGAUGGGUGAUGAUUCAGUUGAAGCUGUUGCAUUUAUAGGAGCCAACUUGAUAAAUUUAAAUCUCAGCAAAACAAGAGUUACCUCUGCUGGAAUAGCAAUUUUCGCUCAACAUGUUCCGAAGCUUGAAUAUCUAUCACUAUCUCAUGCUCUAAUCGAUGAUUUGGCCCUUUCAUAUAUUGGUUUGAUAUCUUCGCUAAAGGCUGUUGACUUGAGCAAUACAAAAAUCAAAGGUUAUAUUCACCGAGAUGAAGAAACAAAAUUGACUCUUUCGCUGGAAGCACUGCAGGGGCUCAGUAAUUUACAAAGCUUAAAUUUGGAGCAUACACAAAUCUCGGAUGCAGCCCUAGCCCCUGUUUCAAGCUUCCAAAAUUUGAUUCAUUUAUCUCUUAGAAGUGUUUCCCUCACGGAUGGGACAUUGCACCAUUUGUCUUCUCUAUCAUCAAAGCUGACAAAUCUUGUUGUUUGUGAUGCUGUGCUGACAAACUGUGGCCUAGAUUUAUUCAGACCUCCAGUGGCACUGAAGAUGCUAGACCUGAGGGGAUGUUGGCUCUUGACCAAGGAGGUUAUAUCGUCAUUUUGCGCAAAACAUCCUGCAAUUGAAUUAAAGCAUGAAUUGGUUGGCAUGUCGAUGCCAGAUCAAAGUAAUCCUUAUCGUCCAUCUCCGUUGCGCAUGCUUUCCGGACAUUCACAAAUGAGCCGGAAGCAAGGAAAGAUGCCUGUGUCUUCAGCCAUGCCUCUCCAUUUUAUAGAUCAAAGAUUGAAGUAUAGCAGAGAAGAAUUACUUGCAUUACAAUAUAAAUCUGUAUCUCUUGAUCCUCAAGAGAGAGGUCUUGCAAUGCCAGAGAUGCAUUGUGAUGAAGAAAAGGAUUAAUUGCUGACUUGGUUAGUUGCCAAUCCAUACAACUAAUACUAGACACAAAAUGUAUCUUCUCUGUACUUAAUAAUUGUCAAAAUAGAGAAUGUUUUAUCA